GGGAAGUAGCAGCAGCAGAAGCCGAGUCAGGGAAAAAGCGAAGCAAGUGGGGCGACCCUGAGGGGUUCUGGUGAAGUCGUAGCCGUCAUGGCCACCCUCCGAGCCAGGAAGGAUCCUCUCCUCCCGGGUGUAUCUCCCACCCCUAGCAAGAUUCCCGUACGCUCUCAGAGACGGCUGCCUCUCCCCACAGUCAAGUCCUGCGCCGUGGACCAGGAGAACCAAGAUCCAAGGAGAUUGGUGCAGAAGCUCAGUAUUCAGCACCCGCUCGUUGACUCAGCGGGCCUCAGGCUGAAAGCCACACAUCAAACAGAGAAAUUAGAGAGAUUGGUGGGGAGCUCUCAGCUCCGAAACCCCUUGGAGGAGCUCAAACCUAGCCCUGGGGGACAAAAUGUGGAGGCUGGGCCCUCGACCCAGACAGAGGCUCCAGGGGCCAUAGAGUUUGUGGCUGACCCUGCAGCCCUGGCCACCAUCCUGUCAGGUGAGGGGGUGAAGAGCUGUCACUUGGGGCGGCAGCCCAGUCUGGCUCAGAGAGUCCUGGUUCGAGGGAGCCAGGGAGGCACCAUCCGGAGGGGCCAGGGUGCCCGGGCCUCUGCAUAUUUGGCCCCCAAAACCCCCACCCACCAACUGGACCCUGCCAGGGCUUCCUGCUUUUCGAGGCUGGAGGGACCAGGACCACGCGGCCGGACCUUGUGCCCCCAGAGGCUAGAGGCUCUGAUCCCACCUUCAGGACGUUCCUUGCACCCCUCCGCUCGCCCCAGUUUCAAGGAGCUAAGAAGAGAGACAAGUGGAAGCAGCCGGACUUCAGUGAGCCAGGCCUCGGGAUUGCUCCUGGAGACUCCAGUCCAGCCUGCUUCCUCUCUCCCUGAAGGAAAACAUGAAGUUGUCACUCACUCAGAUGAAGUAGGAGGGGGUCCCCUUGGUCUGGCCCAGCGGGUACCAUUAAGAGAAACCAGAGAGAUAACCCGAACCAGGGACAGCCAUGACUCCCACCUGAUGCCCUCCCCUGGCUGUGUGGCGCCACCUUCCAUUGCCCGUCCAUCACCCUUUGGACGGGCUCAGCGUGUCCUGUCCCCUGCCCCCUCAGCUCCGACCUCAUAUUCAGUGUUGCGGCGUUUGGCCAUUCGCCCCAAAAUCCAGUUUACACCCAUCCCAUCAGCCCCCAGAGUUCAACAGGCCCAGUGGUUGAGUGGCCUCUCCCCUCAGUCUUGCCCAGAAGAGCCUGCCCUGCCCUGGGAGCAGAUUGCAGUUCGGUUAUUUGACCAGGAGAGUUGUAUAAGGUUGCAGGAGGGGCCUGGGACACUACCUGUGGCAACUCCUUAUGGACCCCACCCCAGUAGAACCCCCAACCUCCAGGAGCUGAAGAUGCAGCGCAUUGGUAUCCUGCAGCAGCUUUUGCGACAGGAGGUAGAGGGGCUGGCAGGGGGCAAAUGUGCCCCCCUUAAUGGAGGCUCCUCUCUGGAUAUGGUUGAACUUCGGCCUCUGCUGGCUGAGAUUUCUAAAACUCGGAAUGCCCCAGAGCACAGUUUGGGGACUUCCCACCUUCCUGGACUGUUUCAGCACUCUGGGCUGCCAAAGCCCUGCGUUCCAGAGGAGGGUGAGGAACCACAGCCCUGCCCGGGAGCAGAGCCUGAGGUAGCUCAGCCCUGUCCUCCCGCAGAGCCAGGGCCCCCAGAGUCCUGCCAUAGGAGAGAGCCUGAGGUACCAGAGCCCUCUGCCCAGGAACAGCCCUGCCCUCCGGUAGAGCCUGGACCCCUUCAGGCCUGUCCCCAGAGGCAGACUGGACUCCCAGAGCCCUCCCCUAGGCUAGAGUCUGGGGCAUCAGAGGCCUGCUCCCUGGAACCUAGAAGUCCAGAGGCCAGCCCACAUCCCUGCCACAGUCAGGGGGCUCCAGAGACCACCAGCCUGAUCUUCUCCUCCCAACGCCCACUUUGUGCCAGCCCCUCUAUCUGCUCACUCCAGUCUCUGAAGCCCCCAACAGGCCAGGCAGGCUCCAACAGUUUGGCCCCUCGAGCCUUGGCCCUGAGGCAGCGCCUCAAAGCAUGUCUGACGGCCAUCCACUGCUUCCAUGAAGCCCGCCUGGAUGAUGAGUGUGCCUUCUACACCAGCCGAGCCCCUCCCCCAGGACCCACCCGGGUCUGCACCAACCCUGUGGCCACGUUACUCGAAUGGCAGGAUGCCCUGUGUUUUAUUCCAGUCGGUUCUGCUGUCCCUCAGGACUCGCCAUCAUGAGGCAUCCGCCUCCACCUACUCCUGCUCUGCCUUGCUCCUUUGUUUUAGCCCUUAUUUAUUGUUGGUCCACCCCAUGGACUGGGAGCCAACACCCUUUUGUCCUUCAAUAAAG
Equus quagga is the source of this 2341-nucleotide messenger RNA. RefSeq names its product trophinin associated protein (gene TROAP). The transcript has 15 exons. The coding region runs from base 88 to 2229 and encodes 713 amino acids. Lineage: Eukaryota; Metazoa; Chordata; Mammalia; Perissodactyla; Equidae. The record is from RefSeq and is a predicted model, not a curated record.